UCAUAUAAAUGUCAUAACAUGACACAAUUCCCGAAAACAAAAAAUAGUACAAAAUAUCUCAAAUUCCUUUAAUUUAAAAUUGUUCAGAUAUUUAUUAAUUACAUAAAAGUUGAAUAUUUGUAAUUGGUACAUAAUAAAAUUAUUAUCUCAAGAGAUGUCAAAUACAAGCAUUGAUUUUACGAAAUGCCGAAUAUGUUUGGAAAUUAGAAAUCCUAUGGAAUCGUUUUUUAAUAUUUAUUAUGAAGAAUUAAGUUUAGCUCAGAUAUUUAAUAACAUAAGUAAAUAUGACGUGCAAGAACAUAACUAUCUACCCAAGUAUAUAUGCAUAACUUGCAAAACAAGCAUAAUCGGUUUUUACAACCUAAUAUCCACAUUCGAACAAACAGAAAAAUACAUAAAUAACCUUUACCACAGCGGGAAGAUUUUAGAAGAAAACACAUCAAUUCGAGAUAUCAAACAAGAACAAACCAUUUUACGCGUUGACCAAUGGAUAGGCGAUAAUCAGAAUGACGACAGUGCCAGUUGCUAUGAUGACGAUGACCCUGAUCCUGAUGGGUUUAAAGAGAAUUUUAAUAUAGUAAAAGAUGAGCUAAAUGUACAAUUCUCUGAAAUUAAACCCAAAGAAAGUUUUGAAAGCUUUACGAAAAACAACGAAUACAAAAAUGUCAAAACAGAAAAAUUUAGUUGUGAAUGCGGCGACACUUAUUUACACAAGGUUGGUUUUAGACAUCACAUGCAACAAAAACAUAACAUGCAAUUGGAAGAGGACGAUUUUGAAAAAUACGCUGAACCAAUUACGUUAACCAUUCCGACUGGUUAUUCGGAUGAUGUAGAAUAUGUUUUUCCAAAGCAGUUACUAAAAAGAGAUAGGCUGGAGUGUCGAAUAUGCCAAAUGAAGUUUGAAAAGAAAGCAGAGGUGAAGGCUCAUGAAGCUGUCCAUAAAACUCAUAUAUGCGAUCAAUGCGGUGCAGCCUUUCUUAAAAAGACUUAUCUGCAAGACCAUCAAAUCACCCAUUCAGAAGUAAGACGCUAUAGGUGCAAACAGUGCGGAAAAGCUUUUAAGCAUCGCCAUACAUUGAGUGUACAUAAAAAGACUCACGAAGAAUCCAAGAGUUACGUUUGCGAAGUUUGCGGCAUUGGUUUUAAGGCUAGAGCUACACUGUAUACCCACACCUUACUGAAACACAGUGAUGAAAAGAAGUUUCCUUGUUCUAGUUGUCAUUUACGUUUUAAUUUAAAAUCGUCCAGAGAUAAACAUUAUAUUCGGAAACAUACGCUAAAUCGGGAAAAGAGUUUUGUGUGUAGCAAGUGCGGAGCAGCGUACCUGAACAAAACUAGUUUAACCAAGCAUAAUGCCGAUAAACAUUUAGGCCAGGCCAAAUUCUAUCCAUGCAAUAUUUGCGAAAAUAAAACUUACGUUAUGAAGAAAGGUUUAAAAAUUCAUAUGAUGAAAAAGCACAAUCAUGAAAUAGUUUAAAUAGUUUUUCUACGUCAAUUGUGAAUGAUAAGAUUCUUGCUAUUUUAAAGAAUAUAUUUAUUAUUGUUUUUUCAUGUCUCUUCUUAAAAAUUCAUAUGUUGAAAAAGCAUUGUCAAGAAAUAGUUAUGGUUUACUAAUUUAUUUGAGAAUAAGCCACAAUUUAAGUUUGAAAUUAAAUUUAUUUGACGUUUUGAAUUUGUAUUGUAUUAAAAUUUGUAUUUGGAAAUUUUUGAUAAUGAUUUCCGAAGUAUAAGUCAAUUAAAUCUAAAAAAGCCACAAUUUAAGUUUGAAAUUAAAUUUAUUUGACGUUUUGAAUUUGUAUUGUAUUAAAAUUUGUAUUUGGAAAUUUUUGAUAAUGAUUUCCGAAGUGUAAGUCAAUUAAAUCUAAUUUCAAACUUAAAUUGUGGCUUAUUCCCAAAUAAAAUAGUAAAUUGCAUAAGAUGCCACAUGGAAAUAGCUUUAGGACUAUUAUUAAAUUAGAGAAAUUUUGUUUUUUUCUGUAAAAAAUUCUUCUAAUAAUUUAAUUUUAUCUGACUUAUCGAAAAUUCAGCCAUAUAUUAUAAAUAAUUAAAUAGUUUUUCUAUGCCAAUUUCCCAUGAAAAGAUUCAUACUAUUUUGAAAAAUAUAUUUAUUAAUGUUU
Molecule: messenger RNA, 2117 nt
Organism: Diabrotica virgifera virgifera (western corn rootworm)
Lineage: Eukaryota; Metazoa; Arthropoda; Insecta; Coleoptera; Chrysomelidae
Product: zinc finger protein OZF-like
Exons: 2
Coding region: 155-1477 (440 amino acids)
Biological process (GO): regulation of transcription by RNA polymerase II
Cellular component (GO): nucleus
Molecular function (GO): zinc ion binding; sequence-specific DNA binding; DNA-binding transcription factor activity, RNA polymerase II-specific
Source: RefSeq, a predicted model, not a curated record